UGGUUGGUGGAAGAGGAUGGCCUGGUUUGACUGACAGACAAACCAUGGUUUCUUGAUAACAUACUGUGUGUGACAGGCAGCAAGUUACCCACAGUAAUAAGUGGAUCAAGUUCCUUUGACAAGCUGCCCUGUCAAGCAUAAUUAUGCAUGUCCCCCAGGCACAUGCAGCAUUGUUAACAAGGUAAGGUACUGUGACUUGUUAACUGCCUGCCAAUAAUGCAAACCCAGUCUGUGUGUCUUUAUGAUAAGAAACAGGGAAAGUACUUGUAGUAGCAUGUCCAGCUGUGGUCUCUGAAGCUUGUGUAGGAGGAACAGAUCUUGUCCAAACCUCUUGAGAAUUUUUUAAAUAGAUGCAUCAGGACUGAAAUGUGCAGAAACUUACAGGAAAUCACUCUGAAAUACCUGUCAUUUUUUAAAUGUAGAAUCAAGUUGGGCUUUUAAAACGUGAAAGGUAUUUCUGUGACUGAAAAUCUGUUUCAUUUGUAAUUCUAAACAUACUCCAUCAGUGGAACUAAUUCAGACAUGAUGCUUUUAUUCCUUUGGUUUUUAACCCUAGAAGAAUAUGUAGCUAUAGAUAGGGGAAAGAGAAAGAGAGUGAGCGAGAGAGAGAUGCUUUGGCCUGGCUAUCAGGGAUGUUGUACUGAAAAGAAAAAAAAUGUUUUCAUGCUUGACUAAACACCUUUGUCAGUCCAGAAAAGGAUCAGGCUUUUGCAUGCAGAGCCCAUUCAACUGAAAGUAGGCAUCUUCUAAUUUGUGUGGUUUCAUGGGAGGUGGGGACACUUAUGCAUGACUAGAAUUGGAUAAGGACUCUUCACUGAAGUUCGUGCAUUACUAGUUGAUAGUCUAUUGUCCCUGCCUAAUUAACUAAAGGUCAAUUCAGAGAUUAUCUGCAUCCCCCCCCCCCAAAUCCUGGAUUUACCAUAGUCACUGCCUGAGCUAGUGUAGGAUAUCUCAGUGUUCCUGAUGCUACACUGUGAAGAGUCAGUGGGACUCACUGCCUCCCACCAGCCUCACAAAGGGUUAAAUUUAGUUUCCUGGCCAGGACCAUCUGGCAUGCUCUCAACCCAGCCCAAUUGACAGGGCAAAUACAUCAGGCAAAGGAGACACCUCAGGUAAGUGACAUCACAUUCUCUGACUCAAUUGCAGCUUUCUGUCCCAGUCAAAAUGAGCAACACCUGAAGUGGCCAAGAGAGCAAGGAAGAAAAGAAAAGGGAAUUUGGCUAAAAGGAGACGAGAAGAGAGGGCAGGGGAAGAACACGGGCUUGAGGCUACAACAAUGGGCGGAACCCGGGACAUGGAAGGGAGCCACAGAGGAGGGAGAGUGAGAGUGGAGGAGAUGUGGGAAAGAUGGAGCACAGGUAAAGUCAUGAAGCUGAGUCCCAAAGCUGAAGAAGUUGCUACAUUUUUUGCAAAAAUGCUUGAUCAUGAAUACACUACUAAGGAUAUCUUCAGGAAAAACUUCUUCAAAGACUGGAGAAAAGAAAUGACCCCAGAAGAAAAGAGUACUAUCACCAGCCUCAGCAAAUGUGACUUCAGCCAUAUGAGUCAGUAUUUCAAAGCUCAGUCAGAAGCGAGAAAACAAAUGACCAAGGAGGAGAAACAGAAAAUAAAAGAGGAGAAUGAGCAGUUGCUAAAAGAAUAUGGCUUUUGCAUCAUGGAUAACCACAAGGAAAGAAUUGCCAACUUUAAGAUUGAGCCUCCAGGCCUCUUCCGAGGGCGUGGCAACCAUCCAAAAAUGGGCAUGCUGAAGAGACGGAUAAUGCCAGAAGACAUCAUCAUCAAUUGUAGCAAAGAUUCCAAGAUCCCAGCACCUCCACCUGGACAUAAAUGGAAAGAAGUCCGACAUGAUAAUAAAGUGACUUGGUUGGUGUCAUGGACAGAAAACAUCCAAGGAUCUAUUAAAUACAUCAUGUUGAAUCCCAGCUCUAGAAUCAAGGGUGAAAAGGACUGGCAGAAAUAUGAGACAGCUCGGAGAUUGAAGAAAUGUGUAGAUAGGAUUCGAAAUCAAUAUCGAGAAGACUGGAAGUCCAAAGAGAUGAAAGUACGGCAGAGGGCUGUUGCAUUGUACUUCAUUGACAAACUUGCUCUGAGAGCUGGUAAUGAGAAAGAGGAAGGGGAGACAGCUGAUACAGUGGGCUGCUGCUCUCUCCGUGUGGAGCAUAUUAAUUUGCAUCCAGAAUUGGAUGGCCAGGAAUACGUAGUAGAAUUUGACUUCCUUGGAAAAGACUCCAUACGAUAUUAUAACAAAGUCCCUGUUGAGAAGAGGGUUUUUAAAAAUCUGCAGUUAUUCAUGGAGAACAAACAGCCUGAAGAUGACCUCUUUGACCGACUCAAUACUAGUAUCUUAAAUAAACAUCUUCAAGACCUUAUGGAAGGCCUGACAGCCAAGGUAUUCCGAACAUAUAAUGCCUCCAUUACGCUACAGCAGCAGCUGAAGGAGCUCACAACACCGGAUGAUAAUGUCCCAGCAAAGAUCCUGUCUUACAAUCGUGCCAAUAGAGCUGUCGCUAUUCUCUGCAACCACCAGAGGGCACCUCCAAAGACCUUUGAGAAAUCCAUGAUGAAUUUACAGAGCAAGAUUGAUGCCAAGAAGGAACAGCUGGCUGAUGCCAAGAGGGAACUGAAAAGCGCCAAAGCUGAUGCCAAGGUCCGAAGGGACGAGAAGUCUAAAAAGACUGUGGAAAGUAAAAAGAAAGCAGUACAAAGAGUUGAGGAGCAGCUGAUGAAGUUGGAGGUCCUGGCUACAGACAGAGAGGAAAAUAAGCAAAUUGCCUUGGGGACCUCCAAACUAAAUUACCUGGACCCUAGGAUUUCUGUUGCCUGGUGCAAGAAAUUUGGAAUACCUAUAGAGAAGAUAUAUAACAAAACACAACGGGAAAAAUUUGCCUGGGCAAUCGACAUGGCAGAUGAAGACUAUGAGUUUUAACCUGAUUUAAUGGGCUGGAUUUUAUGGAAGAGAAGGGGAGUAGCCUGAUUUUAGGGAGAUUGAUAAACUGUGAGCCUUACUUGUCCUUUAUAUUUGGGGGGGAGGGGGGCAUUGGGAGGGCAAAGCGAGUGUCUAAUAAAAUACCCAUCAUCUUUGAGAAAAGAUAAUGCCUGGAAAUAUUACAUAAGAGCUGAGCCAGUUGUCCUAUGGACAACUUAUUUAAAUCUGUUUCAGAGACCCAAAUUCUAGCUGUAUGGUUUGUGUUUUAUCUCUGGAGGGAAGACAAGUGGAUGGGGGAAUUUGUUAACCUUCUGCCAGGCAAAUUCACCGUUACACUGAAGAGCUUGGAAAUCAUUAGCUACUGUAUACAAAAUCCAAUGAGAUAUUGGUGUGUUUUUACAGUUAGGGUUUUUGCAAUAACUUCUAUAUUUUAAUAGAAAAUGGACUCCUUAAUUUCCUGCCCCCCUCCCCCUCUUAUUAAUUUAACACAAUGGAAUAAAGCCCUCAGUACACUGGCUCUGGCCACAAUGGUCAUCGUGAAAACACCUGGUAGUUUUCAUUUUUACUUGCCACCAUCAUGGUAUUGAAAACUAUAACAACUCAACAUCUCUUCAAAGCAAAGCAUGAUGGGAAGAUCCUUCCUGACUUGAGUGUUUUUUUUCCUUUUUUGUUAAUGUGAAUUUUUACUAUUUUUAAUUAUUUUUAAAUAUUUAAGCUUUGUUUUCUUCUUGAUCUUAAAGAUCAUGUAGAUUUGCAGAGAGUAGGAAGGAAGGGGCUAGGGGAGAGCUAAUGGAUUAUGAGUACAAAUAAAUUGAUGACAAAAUGUUUUCCCAUCAUACUUUGUUCUGAGUACAUAAUAUAUAUAUAUAUGUAUAGAUAUAUAUAUAUCAGAAAUAUCCACAUUUGUGGGUUUUGUUUUGCUUUUUCUGGCAGGUUUUUUUUCUCUCCCCUUUUAAAAAACCCUCCUCCCUCUCCUCUUUUACUUGAAAGAUUUUAUUGUGUAAAAACAACUUUCACAGGUCAAUUAAAUUUUGAGGGAAGUGAGCUUUGGUCCAAAAAAAAAAAAAAGGAAAAAUAAUCAAGAUUUUAGGGCUUUUAUUUUUUCUUUUGUAAUUGUGUACAAAAAAAAUUAAAAAAAAAUUAAAGCAGAAUUUUAAUGUGAACCCUUUUUUGCUAUAAUCCAUUAGUUUUAGAGGCAUUGUUAGCUUAGUGUGGUGCAAAGACAAGUUUCCCGCAGUUUUUCCUCAACCAAGUAUCUUCUAUUUUUAUCAUGAAUUCCCUUUUAAUCAACUGUAGGUUAUUUAAAAUAAAUUCCUACAACUUAACGCAA
Varanus komodoensis (Komodo dragon) is the source of this 4256-nucleotide messenger RNA. RefSeq names its product DNA topoisomerase I (gene TOP1). Gene Ontology annotation, molecular function: DNA topoisomerase type I (single strand cut, ATP-independent) activity; DNA binding. Gene Ontology annotation, cellular component: nucleolus; chromosome. The coding region runs from base 1277 to 2926 and encodes 549 amino acids. The transcript is spliced from 13 exons. NCBI's taxonomy places the organism in Eukaryota, Metazoa, Chordata, Lepidosauria, Squamata, Varanidae. The record is from RefSeq and is a predicted model, not a curated record. Gene Ontology annotation, biological process: DNA topological change; chromosome segregation; DNA replication.